AUGAUCAAUGGUGUCUUAUUUUUAGAUUUAAAAAAAGCUUUUGACACUGUUGAUCAUAAUAUAUUAUUAACCAAAUUAAGUUUUCUUGGAAUCUGUGAUAAAACAUUACAUUGGUUUAAAUCAUAUUUUACUGAUAGAACUCAACAAUGUUAUGUUAAUGGUUAUUUAUCUGGUAAAGUGCAGGUCAAAAGUGGAGUUCCCCAAGGUUCAGUUCUAGGUCCUUUAUUAUUUCUUAUUUAUAUAAAUGAUUUGACGACUUCUGUUAAUCAUGGUACUGCCCGAAUGUAUGCAGAUGAUACUAACGUAUCAUUCUCAGGAUGUGUUUUUUCUGAACUUCAACGGCAGAUGAAAAAAGACCUGGAACAUUUAGAAUCCUGGCUUAUAGCCAACAAACUUACUUUAAAUACAGUGAAAACUGAAUAUAUGGUUGUUGGUUCAAAACAAAGAAUAAAUUCACUUGUGGGUGAUCUGACACUUUCCCUUAAUGAUAUAUCUCUGCGUAAAGUUAAGAGUACUAAGUGCUUAGGAGUGACAAUAGACGAAUUUCUCACAUGGGCUGAGCACAUAGAUAAUGUAAUUAAAAAAUUAGCGAUCGGCGUUAGUCUUCUACGUAGAAAUAGAAAAGUCUUGAAAAAGUGCGAUCUUAUGAAUGUAUAUAGAGCUAUUGUAGAACCUUAUUUUGAUUACUGUUGUAUAAUUUGGGAUGGCAUCAGUGACUAUUUGGCGUUAAAGCUUCAAAAACUUCAAAAUCGUGCAGCACGUAUUAUUACUGCAGCCGACUAUUCGCGAAGGUCCAGUGAUAUAUUAAACGAAUUAGGAUGGGAGAAGUUGAGUGAACGAAGACAAAAAUGCAAAGCAGUGAUGAUGCAUAAAAUAUUAAACCAUAAAGCACCGUCAUGUUUCUUAGGUUUAUUUAGACCAGAAAGUGGUGCCAAUUUUUAUGAUCUUCGUUCUUCAACAGAGAAUGUCGAACUUCCACUAAUUCGAACUGAAUAUUACAAGAGAAGUUUUGUUUACUCCGGCGCAAAAGUGUGGAACUCUCUUCCUGAAGUUUUGAAAAAAGAGAGUUCAUUAAAGCGGUUCAAAGAUCUUUUAAAAAAAUAUCCAUUUUUCCGCUGAUCAUUAAUUAAUUAAAUUAAUAUAUAUUGCAAACUAUAAUAUACGGCUUACAGGUAGAACAAAACUGUAUAUGAUUUUGAUGUAACCACCGUAUUGAAAUAAAAUUUUUAAUAAUAAUAAUAAUAAUAUGUAUAUAUAUGUAUAUAUAUGUAUAUAUAUAUAUAUAUAUAUAUAUAUAUAUAUAUAUGUAUAUAAUGUCUGCUAUUGAAAUACCCUGUAUAUAUUAGGAUGAUGAAUUUUUGACAUAUGGCCAAGUCCCUAGAAAGUUAAAAAGUUUCGACUGUUUUGUGAAUCUUUAUACCGGAAACAAUUAGUCUUUCUUUGUAGUGAACUCACUGAAGUGCUACAUCCACAAGCGAAGCAAACCCGCAUCCUUCCUCCGCGUUGUUAAGCAAGUAAUGUUGCAUGGAGCGCAAUAUUAAGAUUUUUUAGCUCAAAAACACAACAGAAAACUUAAAAUAUUUGCCCAAAAACCAGGGGGUUAAGGACAUCGUCGAAAGCUUAGGAUCGCGGUUGGUCAGUGGCAGUUACCAUGAAAAUUUCGGAAGUGUUGUCAUGGAAAUGGCGUAAGAUCCGCCAUGUUUUCGGCUUCACUUCUUUAUGCCGAGCAGGUCCUCCAGUAAUAUAGUAUAGCUCAGUGGAUUCAACUACCUGAAAAAAACCUCGACGUUUCGAGCGAAGACCCUUCGUCGGGAAAUUAGUAGUGAUGAUAAUUAGUGUACAUGCAGUAUGUCAGAAAAAUUGCGGUUCAUUCAUUCACUUUAUAUCACCCAGUUCAACUUACCACUAAUUUCCGCGUUCAUAUUGGUCUGCAGAAAUUUUUGCUCCUGGAUGAAGGACUGACGCUAUCAGUAAAUAAAGUUGAAGGAGAAAAAUCCAGUGUUGCUGUAGAGAAAGUGCAUUCUACCUGGACCAAGGUUAUUAUUCAAACGUAUUUUUUCCCCUGAACUUUAACAGCUUGUAAAAGCAAGAACAGCAAUUAAUGAUAAACAUGUUUGCAUGUGUCGUAUAUUCUACGUCUUAUUUAACAGUGAAUUUCAAUUUUAAACUUUGUGUUACCUUCCACUAUAUAGGAGAGCACUGAAGAGGCCUUGUUUAACGUCAGUUUCAAUGUAUCAGCGGUAAGCACCAUUUGUCUCGUUUAUAAACAAAUGUACUGUAUAUAGCUUGGCGUGUUGUUGAGAGACUUUGUCGCCAUACAGCGUUUUCUGCAUGCAGGCCGCAAUCAAUUCUCCAAUCUCGUAUGCAUGCCUACGUAUUCCCGUUCAGAAAUUAAAGUGUGCAUGUAUAUGAGACUUGAAACGCCUGCGGAGGAGGCAGACUUGUUAACCCAUCUAAGUUAUUCAGUGCAUGCAGUAGGAAGCACAAAAACUGCUUAAACCAGUUUGUAUGCCUGCAAACUUUAAAUAAAUUAGGCCAAAAAAAAUGUGGGUUUCCUAUUUCUUCUUGUAAAAACUUAGGUAGGGUAGGUCGGUUUUAACUUUUUUUUUCAACUUUUUUCAACUUUUUUUAAAAUUUUCCUAACAACCGGACGCCAUUUUGUUUAGUCAGUGCUUCCACAUCCAAAGAUAAAUUUCCCUAAUAUUGCCUCAGAUUUCCAUUUUCCACAAACGUUUUCCUCUAAGUGGAAACAAUUACAAGCAUGAUCCAAUAAAAAAGUUUAGGGUCGGGAUUUCGGCGUCCAAAAGCUAGGUAGGGUCGGGAAACUGGAAACCCACAUAUGUUUUUUGGCCUUAAUGUAAAUUAAUAUCAAUAUGUUAAUAAUAAUCAAUUGAUAAGAAUAAGUAUAUAGCAAAGUAACUGUGGCGCAUAUUUAUAUUGUUAUAGGAUUAUUAAAUACUUACCAACUCCUUCAUAUUUACAGGGCGAACUAUUGAUGAUAAUUGGACCAGUUGGUUGCGGCAAGGUAUAUUUCUUCAUUACGCUAAGAUACUGCAUGUGCGUUUAGGAAUUACAUAUAAACGCUUUCAAUUGGAUUUUUUUUUGUUAAAAAUUUCUGUACUGGAUUAUGUGUUUCAGUCUUCCUUAUUAAUGGCGCUCCUGCGUGAACUUCCAGUUACCAGUGGCUCCAUACGUAUCAGUGGUCGUGUUGCUUAUGUCUCUCAACAACCUUGGGUGUUCUCUGGAACUCUGAAAGAAAAUAUCUUGUUUGGAAAGAUAUUUGAUAAAGAGAGAUACGAGGAAGUGAUACAUGUUUGCGCCCUCGACGCGGUUCGUAGUUUGAAGAAAUAUUUUGAUAUACUGUGUAUAUUUAUGUCAAAAACUAUAGCUGUGAUGUUCAUUAGCAUGAUUUCUUUGGAUUUCUAAUCACCAUAUAGGAUAUAAAGGCUCUUUCGGACGGAGAUAAUACUUUGGUAGGGGAACGCGGCGUGUCGUUAAGUGGCGGACAGAGGGCAAGAGUAAACUUAGCAAGGUACAUACAUCUGCACUCUUGCAGUACAAGACGAUUUUUUUAGAAUUUAGUUCUUUUUUAUUACCCUAAAUCCUUUAUUAAGAUCGCCUUUCAAAUAAGCCCACCUCUAUUGCCCUUCAUAUCUACAUAAUACACGGCCUCCAUUUUUGAGAGGAAGAACUUGGAGCAAAUUUUUAUAGCACACUGAAAGGUGUAAUCAGGGCGUUUAUAAGAUAGGGCGUCGAAACGCCAGUAAUUCGCGUGAAACAUGUGUGAUGCAAAUUAGGACUGGGGCUAGCGGGGAAGGUGCGAAAUUUAAAUCAAAACAAAAUAUUGAUGCGAAACUCGAAGACACUUUUUAAAUGUCUUAUUUUGCCGAAAUUAUGCAGUCUAUCGUUACCAUAUUUUGCCAUCUGGUUAUUUACGUUUUUUACAAUUUUCAUGGCAUGGUUCAAGAUAAUCGUAAAAAAAAAACUACGAAAAUUUUGCACAUGAAAGCCGAACAUCAUAAUGAUUCCCUUACGCGUAUUUUAAGAUGCGUAAAUAAAUUACUUUAUUUUAUAUCUCAAAAAUAAGCCAGAACUUAGCUUUUUUAAAUACAUGUUAGCAAAGUACAAAUCUUUAUUCCUCUUAAAUUUCAUGGCGUAAUUUUUUGAACUUUUUUUGCAAUAGUUUGCUGAAUACAGCAUAAAAAAUUGAUUACAGUUAAAAAAUUUGCCAGGUUCGUAUAGUUUUAAAAUUUACGAAUAUAAAAGAAAUUUAAACGUUUUUUGGCCACUCUUAUUCUUAAAUCGACAAAGGAAUACUUGUUCUUCUUACCAGCAUGUUCAUCCGUGACCAGAAGCCAACAUAUAAUGAAUAAAUGAGAAUUGUUUUCAAACAAGUGUUCGGGUUCAUCGUCCUUGCGAAUUUCGCUUUUCCAACCGGCCUUCGAUUUGUAAAAUAUUAAUAUCUUGUACUGUCACCAGAACUUAGCAAAUCCAAGGACGACUAGUCCAUUAUCAGAUCUUUCUUUGGUAAAAAUAUUGUCACUUAAUUUUUUGAACUUGUUUUGCAAUAUGGGAACAAACACGACACAACGGAAAAAUAUUCGACAGAAACAGGUGGGCAAUUUGUCUGAGCAUGCGCGAAGAAAAUCAAUAUGGCGACAUAUAUUAGGAGUGUUUCGUGAAUUUAUCUGGUUUUAAAGCUGAUAAAACAACAUUUUAAUGAACGAAAACUUUGUAAUAUUUAGUAGAAAACAUUAAGCUAUGCAUUCCAAAGGUUUUAAAUUGAAAAUAAGUACUUUUGCUUUAUUUUAUUGCUUUUUAUAGCACUUUCAAAACAGGCAAGCUCAUUUUUUGGCAAAAAUCUAAUCUAAUAUUUUCCCCAUCAUUUGUUUAAUCUGAACAGAAAUAGAUAGAACACUUGGCUAUAUAAGUUACAAAGGUAUUGCUAGCUUAUCUGAAAGAUUUCAGUAAUCCUGGUACUCAUUUUAACAAAGAAUGAAAUGUAAUUUCAAAAAUUAAACAUGCAUAUCACAAACAAUAGUUUUUAUUAGAACAGCACAUAAUAAGUUGUUAUUUUCUAUUUUUACAAAAACAAGUUUGGAAACAGGAUUUAGUCCUCCAGCUUGAUGUCAUAUUCUAUUUAUUUGGAUAUUUCAAUAAAGGAAUGUGAAAUAAUAAUUAAUCUUGUGCAAAAUUUGAUACCAACACACAUGUGAACAGAUACUAUCACCUAAAAAUAAAAGAAAACAGAACUUAAAUUUAUCAUCUAAUACUAUGAAAAAAAUCUUAGAUUCUACAGGCAUAUAGUGAGCACAAUUCUUUAACAAACUCGCUAAAAUAAGUUAAGUUAUACUAUGAUAAAAGGAUGGCGAUAGAUAACAACAUCAAAUGUUGUCAUCUUCAGUGUCCAGAAAAAGUGCCGCGCGCAUUUUUCAUGGUCGCAUAACUGGUAUUGCCACAAACCCAGGUGAAAAAGCAAUUAGAAAACCCUGGUUUUGGGUGAUGAGCAUAGUCAAAUUCUUGACUUAUUCAAUUUUCUAUGUUUUUCCAGGUAAACAGAUUAAACAUUGAAAUAAGCCACAUUCGGGACUUCAUAGAAUCCAAACUAUUGUGUAUGGACCAGACUUUUUUCAAUUUUCUGUGAUUUACAUAUCACUAGUUAUAAUUUAAGGGUCAACCAAGUAUUGUUCAAGACAUAUUAUCUUUCCAAAACACCUUUUCAAAAUACUAACCCAAGCAUAUCAAAAAUAGUGUACAUUUACAAGGGCAAUUUCAACCCUCUGGCACAUUUUUCCCAUGAAUGAUUUCAAUUCUAAUAGAAAGACUAUAGAUAAAACUUUGAUUUAAAGCUAGUUUCAAGUGAUGAGCAUACCCUAAUUUUUAAGCUAUACCUCAGAGAAGAUGGGCCAUUUCAACAUAAACAUUGAAAUAUGGGUAUACUGACAGCUCUGUCACACGUGUAGUUUGACAUUAGCAGCCCUUCUGAAACAUUUUAAUGAAAGUAUAAUUCACAAAAUUCACAUUUUCACUUACUUCUUAACAUCUGUUUUAAUCCAACUAGCUCUGUAGGCACGAGUGAAAUUUAGUAUUGAUGUAAAUAUCCAUUUAGUUCAUGUUUCCCCGGUGAAAAUAUAGUCUAUUCCAACGCUGAUUUCGACGUACUUUAGCUUUUCAGAAACCGUUGGCCUUCCUCAGUGAGAUUAUCAACUGUUUCACAAACAUAUUUGAUAGUAAACAGCUAAAAUAUUCUCCGAAAGUCUGUAUUUUUGCUCUUCGACGCGAAAAUGGCAACUCAAGAAGAAAUGAGCCGCUAUUUUUGGUCAGCGUCGACAAAUUGCCCACCUGUUUGGAGUAGGAACUUGGUUGCUCAAAGUGAAGCCAGUUUCGUGUUAACCGCGCAUACAAAACAAUAGAAAGGGACUGGAACUGACGUCCAAGAGCUCCUUCAAUUUCUGCCAUCUUAAUUGGCAAGGAGUGUGUUGAGAUUUCGUAUUUUGACUUCGAUUUAUAGACUAAUAUUGUGAUUUAUGAACUGAAAACUUGAUUAGUGAUACGGUCCAUUAGAUAAAACUGGAAUUAGCUUGGGAAAAUGGCCUAUAAAAACUGUUUACGACCUUCAGAGCUGUCGGACGUCAAUGGCCUUGGCUUCACUUUUCUCAUUGACUGAAUCACUCCAGUUCUUACUCCAGAUAUAUAUAUAUAUAUAUAUAUAUAUAUAUAUAUAUAUAUAUAUAUAUAUAUAUAUAUAUAUAUAUAUAUAUAUAUAUAUAUAUAUAUAUAUAUAUAUAUAAUUAUAUAGAGAGCUCACUGCGGCAGUCACGCACUGUUUAUACAGGGACAUUUCAAGCACUAGAUUCACAAAAGAAAUGUUUGAUGAGUGUUGCAACUAUGCCGGUUUAAAAAAAACACAUUAAGAACAGCUAACCCGACGUCGGGUGACUGCCAACUCUCAGGCCCCGUUUACAUGAGACCGGGACGAAGUCAAACCGGAAUGAAAAUUGAAAUUGUCAACAUGUUUGCAUGAGACCGGUACGAAAAUCACAAAAUUUUCCAUUUAUUCCCCUUGCCAGGCAAUUUCUUUUUUAGAUGGCUUUUGUUAGCAUGUGUUUGUUCCAAUGUCAAGGUUACAGCCGAGACCGAUCUGAAAUGUAUUUCUGUUUACAUUCAUCCCGGUCUGAAUUCAUGCCGGUUCGAAGUCAGUCGGUUCGGUUCAGCAGGCGGAAUGACUUGAGACCGGUCUGAGUUAUUUUCGUCCCGGUCUCAUGUAAACAUCUCUUAUAAAUAAUACUAUGACCGAAACGAAAUGGUCCCGGUUUGACUUCGUUCCGGUCUCAAGUAAACAGGGCCUCAGGCCUCUUGUGCUCGCGAUGCAAGUCUUGCUAUCAUACAAUAACAAACUAAAGACAAAAGUUUGUCCAAACAAUGCAUAUAAGCCUUUUAACAAAGAUAGAGUACUGAUAUAGGCAUGGAAAUAAUAUUCAACUAUAUAGCUUAUAGUGGAUACAUGGAAUGGAUUAUAGACGAUGUUUUAAGACUCACUUGCAAAAGCCAAUGGUGUUGAAUGAAGACUAUAGAUAGUACAAGCCAGUGUAGUUUUUCAAAUAUACUGGAGCAAUUGCUUCUCGGUUUAAUUGGACGCAGAUGGCUUUAAAAGAUAACAUGCGAUAUUACCGAUAUUGGGCGAUAUUUACAUAAAGGUAUAAACAAAAUUUGCCACCUGCAUCGAAGAUAUAAAUAUAUGUCAAUAGAGCAACUACUGAGUUAUAGAAACCAUCUGUUGAAUAAAAUGUUAAUUAAAAUAUGAAUAAUUAACAAUUAGACUGACGAAGCCGAGUUGUCUAUGAGCAAUUAGUAUAAAUUUCCAGGUGACUAUUGAUUUUUCUGCAUUCUGAUUGGUCAAGAUUCACUGUCUCUGAAGUGAUAGUCACUGGUCAGUGACUAUAGCUUUUUUUUCAAAAUGGUUGCUCGUUUUGCCGUAGUAACAGAACUAACAGAGGAGGAAAUUGCCAAAAUUAAAGAAGAUUGCAUUCCGAAAAAACCCAAACAAGCUACAAAAUAUGGUUUAAAAAUAUUUCAAGGUAAAAUGUUAAACUUCACGUGCUUUUAUUUGGAAAAAAAACUGGCUUAGUCGCAACGAAACACACAGAGCCGUGUCUGAGAUUUAAAUUUUGUAAACAAACUAUUUAUAGCGAAAAUAAAUUUAUUUGAAGUGAAUUUUUAUAAAGUUGUGUGGAUUAUUGUUUGUAAACACCUGCAAAAUUUAUACUAAAACAAUUACUCGCCUCAGGCUCGGUGAUUACAAGCCUAUAUUCACUUCGCCUUCGGCUCAGUGAAUAUAGGCUUGUAAUCACCUCGCCUUCGGCGACUAAUUGUUAAAUAGUCAACGAGGCGAAGCCGAGUUAAUUGACUAUUUGUUCAGAGACAACGAGGCUGAGUUGUCUAAUUGUUUUAGUAUAAACCAAAUAAAGAAAACGGAAUUUUCCACUUGAUUUUUAUGUACAAUAAUAACUUUUUAACGAAAUGAGCGUUUAAAUGGCUUCCUUUGGCGACAUUACGCCUCAGCCUUGUUGACAACUAUACUCAGUGUUGCGAACUCCCAAGAAUGACUUGAACUGAUAUAACUUGUAUGUGAGUUUCAAAAAAGUUAAAAAACAUGUCGUAAAACAGUAUUAUAGUAAGGGGCCGUUAUACAAACAAAAUUUGGCCAAUUAAAAGAAGGAAAGCAGGGUCAAGGCUUAAAAAGUCCAAAAUUUCGAACAAAAAAUGGCUUCCCGAAUUGUUACUUGAAAUAAAAUUUAUGUUAAAAAGCCGAAUAAAAAUGCACACAAACGAAUCCGAAUGUCGUUGAAAUCUUUAAAAUAUGUGGAACAUAAAGAGGCAAACCAUUCCAUCAUCUAGCCAGUAUACAUAGACAAUGGUCUCCGAGCCAACGGCGCGGAGCAUAAGCCCGGGGCGAAGGUACUAAUCCCCCCCGGCUAUUUACAUCCGGGGAAACGAAAGCAUUGGCUAAGUCUAAAGUUCAUCAAUGAGCGCGGGCGUCGGUCACCAACGAUGUUGAGUGGGUGGUCAUCCUCACUGAUCUCAAAAAUAUGGCUGAUUGCUUGUAGGAGUGGGAUGAGCAAGAUUUCAAUUUUAAAAGACAUAUAUUUGGAAAAUCGUUUCAUACACAACAAGCUUGAAGCAAUUUUGUUUGAAAAAAUGAUAAGAAUUGAUUUACUAUGGGAAAUCAUGAAAUAUACAGCAAGUUUCCUUUGAAUAUUUAAUGUUUAGUAUGUUUACGAAUUUUGUUGCUUUAAACUUUUUGCCUAAAAACAUGAACUGUUUUCCUUUUCAACGAAGCUCUAAGUUUUAUAAAUUACCGUUUAAUUUGAGAAAAAAAUCUUAAAAUGUAAAGGAGAACAAAUUGAUUUGAAGACUGAACUGAAAUUACCUAACAAUUUAAUUUGUUUUAUUUGUAACUUAUUAUGUUUUAUUCUUAGUUUAUCGGCAAAUGAACUAUAGUUGAAUGAACCAUUUCAAAACAUUUUACGAAGCGUUUCAAGUUAAAUUUUACAUUAAUUUAAAUCAAAGCUCACAAAAUGCAAAAUAAUCUACCUACAGUAUAUAUUUCGGACAUUUAUUGUUGUAUAGUUAAAAGUACGAAUCUUUAAACUAUUUUGCAGUUAGGGGUGGACCAUUUGAUUUUUGAGGGGGGGGGGGUUGGAAGAUUCAGUCUGUGCAAGAAUUUUUUUCCGCCCAGGGGAACAAGACAGAUAUUUUUUUCCUGUAAAAGUGAAGCGCAAGAUAUAUCUUUCCCAAUAUAUUUCGCGGCAGGAUAUUAUUUUUUUGCCUCUCAUAAUAACGGCUUACAGUAACUUAAGGCUUUCAUAUAGGUAUCAUCAGAGACGUAGCCGGGGUUUUCAGUCAGAGGUGGCCGAGAACUGAAUCCCAAGAUGGGCCAAGGAAUUUUCACUGUGCUUUAUUUUAUAUGGUUAUGUCUUAAUGUUCCCCACACUAAAGCGUGCAGGUUUACUUACAAAAAAUGUAUAACUGCACCAAAACCUAAAACAUGCAGGGAUAGAGUAGAGUACUCGAAAAUUUGGGAGAUACAGUAUAUGAAUGAAAAUUUUAAAAUUUGAACCUCGGAAAUGCUAUUUCCUGCGUUUUCAGCCAUGGAUUCGUCCAACAACUUUGCAGUGUACUAAGCCUAAGGAACACUUACUGUCCUUUAUAAGUAAACAAACGAAACUGAUCACAAAAUGAAUAUGUAAUAAAACAAGAUUUCAAUAAUGCGAUUUUUAACUGCCCUCCGACACAACAAAUGUUCCACCAAAUAUAGCUCUGUAGCUUUAAAUCGUUCAUACAGAUAGCUUCACGCCUGGCAAAAAGUAGUCGAAAAUCGCCAGAGGUGUUGUAACUUCUUUAAUAUUCAUCCUGAUUGUACGUAAUUUUCCAUAAACAUAAAACAUAUCAUUCUUACAAAUCGUGCCGUUUUUGUUUUUGGAUUUUUUAUUUUUUGGCGGGAAAAUGACGUCACAAACUUGGCGCCAAAAAUUUAAGAAUUAGCAAUGACUAAUAUCAUUUAUUUAUUUGGAAGACCAUGCUGUACGAAUCUUGAAACUGAAGUCUGUUUCGAAGUGCGACCAUUCCUGCGGUAUUCCUGCGCGGCUUCUGAAAGAAUGUCAUCAACAAAUUGCCCCAAGCCUGUGUGUCCUUUUCAACGCCUCUCUCAAAUCUGGUUUUAUUCCAUCGGAGUGGAAAUCGGCAAAUCUGACCCCCAUACAUAAAAAGACUCGAAAGAACCAGCAGAUAACUAUAGUCCAAUCUCGUUAUUGCCUAUCGUUAGCAAGAUCCUGGAACGCUGCGUUUACUCAAGAUUUUAUGACCAUGUUGCUCACCUCAUCAGUCCAUCCCAAAACGGCUUUCUCAGAAAUAGAUCCUGCGUCACCCAACUCCUGUCUGUCCUCCAGGUCAUCGGACAAGAUCUAGACAGAAACACUCAGACUGAUGUAUUGUACCUCGACUUUGCCAAGGCAUUCGACUCUGUAGAUCACACGAUCCUCCUAGCUAAACUUCGUUGUUACGGUGUGACUGGCUCAGCUCUUGAUUGGUUUGUUAACUACCUUAAUGGUAGGACACAAAGAGUCGUUAUGGAUGGUGCGACUUCGAAAUGGUCUUCCGUUACUUCCGAUGUGCCUCAGGGAAGCAUUCUAGGACCCCUGCUGUCUGUAGUAUUCAUCAACGAUCUACCCGACAUCGUAGAAGCCCGAACCGGUACAGCUCUGUAUGCAGAUGACACCAAACUGCACAAAACCAUUACCUGUAAUCGUGAUUGUGCGUCUUUACAACACUCCCUAUCCAAUCUUAAUCUCUGGACUAUGGAAAACAACCUCCGCUUCAACGUCUCUAAGUGCAAAGUUCUCACCAUCACCAGAAAGAAAAAUCCUAUCAUUCAUGACUACACUCUUGGGAGCCAAAACCUGACUCGAGUAGAUAGCGAAAAAGAUCUUGGAAUUACCACCACAUCAAAACUUUCUUGGGACAUUCACGCGAACACCAUCGUCGCGAAGGCCAACAAAAUAUUAGGCGUACUUAGAAGAACUUGUACCAAAUUGAUGGACAUGAAAACCAGACGAACUUUAUAUUUAUCAUUGGUCAAGUCCCAGCUGUGUUAUGCUACAGAGGUAUGGUCGCCGGUUAACAGCGUCCAGAUUUCAAGACGUGUUGAAAAAGUGCAAAGAAGAGCUACUAGGUGGAUAACAAUGACAAAGCGAGAGGAACUGUCGUACAGAGAACGGUUAUUAGCAUUAGAUCUGCUACCGUUAACCUAUGAUCGAGAUGUCAGAGACUUGGUGUAUUUCUUCAAAUCAUUGUUUAGUUACAUUGACGUCAAUAUCGAUAACUAUGUGUCGUUUGUGAGCCAUGGUCGUACUAGACUGAGCCAUAUGUCAAGAUAUAUCCUUCAAAGUAAACUCUGUAAAACUAAUACUUUCCAGUCUUCAUACUACAAUCGUGUUGUAAAGAUUUGGAACACAGUGUGCCAAGAAAUCUCACCUGACAUUUUCCGUAAUCCAAACUCUUUUAAACACUAUCUUAAACGUAGAUACUAUACAUUAAUUAGUAAUGUUUAUGACGUAGACAUGGCUUGUACGUGGUCAUUAAAUCGUGACUGUCCUUGCCAUAGGACUUAAUACCACAAGUAAUAUAUAUGUGUGUGUGUAUUUAAUUAACUAUAUCAAAACUAAUUACGGGGAGCACCUCGCAUGGGACUUUUAGUGUCCCGUUUGUGCUUUUCCGUUUGAGUGUAUCUACUAAUUUGUGAUUUGUGACGUGUGUUUUGUCUUUCGUUUGUCAAGCUUUUAUCUUUGUACCUGAUAUAGUACGUAUGUAGAUUGCUCAAUAAAUUCAUUAAAUAAAUAAAUAAAUAAAUUCACUGCAAAGAUAGAGUGAUUCAAAUUUCGAAAAAUCCGUCAUUUUGUUCUAUUUUUAGUAACAAAAUGGCCGACUUUUCGAACUUUGAAUCAGUCUAUCUUUGCAGCGAAUGGUCGUAUUUCGAUACAGACUUCAGUUUCAGGUUUCCUACAGCAUACUCUUCCAAAUAAAUACAUGAUAUUAGCAAUUGCUAAUUCUUAAAUUUUUGGCGCCAUGUUUGUGACGUCAUUUUCCCGCCAAAAAAUAAAAAGUCCGAAAACAAAAACGGCACGAUUUGUAAGAAUGAUAUGUUCUAUGUCUAUGGAAAAUUUCGUAUAAUCAGCAUGAAAAUUAAAGAAGUUAUAACACCUCUGGCGAUUUUGGACUACUUUUUGCCAGGCGUGCUUGUUGGGGAUCGGUUUAAAAUCUAGACUCUCUAAACUAGCAUUUUCGCAUUAAAAUCAUCGUAUAUAUGCAGUACGUUCAACCUGCAUCCUGUAGAUGGGCCUUUGAAGCUUUAAUAGUUUGGAGCUAUGUUAUCAAAGAACGCACACAGACUCAACCAUCCAAAAAUACUCUACCAUGCAUAUUAGAUAUGUAUAUUUAUACAUAUCUUAAGCCCAGAUUUUCUCAGGGGAGGCCAACAAUUUGUCCAGGGAAAGCCACUGGCUAUCGUAUGUUAUAGGCUCCAAAGGCGGUAGAAUCCCUGCGAUGUUGUCCACUGUUCACCCGGUGUUCUUUUAAGCAAAUGUGCCUGCUCAAAAAUGCAAAAUCUUGCAAGCCUGUGGACACAAUACUAAGAGAAGAACGUCCAUUGCGGAAAAUUUUUUUUCAAAAUCUUCCACCCCCCCUCAAAAAUCAAAUGGUCCGCCCCUUAGCCUCCUCCGUCUCCCUGCACAGUAACCCAAUAAGAACAUCAGUUAUUUGAAUAACUAAAUUAUAUAAGUUCUCGACGAUUAAGAGAUGCCUGCGGAGGAGGCUAUAUUUUGCAGUUUUGUACAAAAAAUAUGAAAAAAUUAAAAAUUUAAGAAUAUCGUGUUGUCAUGGCAACACUUGAGCGCGAGCCUGCAUUCAAUGGGCCAAUUCUGAAUACUUCAUGUUAAUUUAAUGUUUGGAAAAUAUUGGAGAGGGGUUACUGCAUGCAUGUAUUUCUAGUUUAGAUUAAAAUUUAAUCGAAAAACUCGUCGAUUAAAAAGGCUCGAAAGAGGCGAAAAACAAACUCGGCCAAAAUCUCAACAUUUAAACGACAAAAAUUAUUUAAAAUAACAGCUAAAUACAUGAACUCGUACUUAAAACAAGCACACACUAAAGAGGUUGAUAAAAUAGGGGUAAAUAGCUACAAACUAUUGUUGAAUUUCAACGAUUCUGCUUGGAAUAUUAACAAACAUUGUGCAUAUAUUUUGAAAAAAUCGCCUGUCACUUCCAUGCAUGUUCAAAACUACAAGCAAAAUUGAGAAAACUUAAAAAUUUUACCGUAUGUGUGAGCAGUUUCCAAAAGUCUUUGAUUGUGUGUAAUCCAGAACAAAAAUUAGGCCAUUUUGAUAAUCUUUUCCCCUUAUUAAUGCAGCUUUUAAUACUUUAAAACGACCAUUGACUCUCGCGCCCUUCGCCGCUUGUUGCUGCUAGUAGGCUAUCACUAAUAGCCCACUAGUAGCGUAGCCAAUCAGAACGCACGAUAUAUGUGAGCCUACUAGUAGGUUUAUACCACUAAUAUUAUAUAGUAUAAAGGCCGCGUUUUAUGCAGUCUGCGAUAGUCUGCGAUAGCAGACUGAUCUCAGCCGACCCCCUCUGCAGCGGCGGAGAAACAGUCUGCGAUCAAUCAACACUAAUGCCGUACAGUUACGUAAGCAGUGUUUUGUAUAAUUAAUUUAAAAUUAUUAAAAAAAUGUCAAGUCUGCAAGAUGGCGGAUGCAAAGCAACUAUGAAUUAUUAUACAUAACAAUGUAAUUUAUGCAAUUUUCGGCGUGAUCACAAAGGAAUAUUUUAACCAAUCAAAUUCCGCCUCAACCCCGUUGUGGGGGGGGGGUCAACUGUACGCCAUUAGUGUUGAUUGAUCGCAGGCAGUUUCUCAGCCGCUCCAGGAAGGGGGGGGGGGUUCGACUGAGAUCAGUCGGCUAUCGCAGACUACGUUUUAUGUCUCCAGUAUAAAAUAGAAAUAAAUUUACGAUGGCAUUCCCCGAGUAACUAUCUAUAAAUGUGAGCGUGUAAGGGAGCGCGAUGGACUUCUUGUGUCAUCUUUUUUUCUUCUAUUUGAUCGUGGCAUUUUACGGACGACAACCGUAUCACGGACACUAUACAUAAUACAUUGGUUAUUUUGACCAUCUGUCUUUUACUCUCGCUUGGUGGCAACAUAUACCUGCUUACUGAUAAAUGUGGUCUUCUCCAAGGCACAAAAACGAAAGAGCUAUGUCACAAUUGAACGCGAAACGUCAACGACCCGUCAGCGCCGUUCCAGGUGAUUGGGCGAGAGUACUUCAACUUCAACUUCAACUUUAUUUAAACACGGUACUAUUUCACAGUAUAUUAAAAUAUAUUAUUUACAAAAACAACCAGCAGAGUUGCAAAACCUGUUCAAAUUUCCUCCGGGUAAAAUUUAAAGUUUUCAAACCUUCCUCAAAAUAAAUUAAAUAGAUAUGGCUUCAUCAAAUAGCAAUAUAUUAUAAUAUUAGAGUAUAUAAACUUAACUGAUUCUGAAAGCAUAAAACACAGUACAUGAUUCUUAUAUAUAAAUUUACCAUAAUAGAUUUAUACUUUGGACUAAUUGAACAGUCCUUACCUACUACGUCUACAUCCAAUGUCAUAUAUUGAAUAUAAAAUAAUAUAAAUCAAAGGCCUUCGAGGCCGACUCACGGAUGAGAUCAAAUUAAUUAAAGGGGGACAUGAUUUACAGUAGUUUUUUUACAAAUGGGAACCGUGCAAGGGCAAGGACAUUAUUUGGUAAAACACAACAUAAUAUAAAAUGUUCCCGAAGAUCUUACAGGUUUAAAGUUUAAUUUUAACGACAUCCUCGAUUUUAACAAUAAGGGACCGGUCAUUAAUUAUGGAAGAGGGGAGGAAAAAAAUAAGGGGGGCAUAUGUAGAAAUGACUAGAAGGGGGGCUAUUAAAUUUUUUCAAGAAAAUGACAGGGGGUGUUGCAAUUAAACUUGAAGGAAUUUGCUUAAUAACCUGGUAUCCAUUUGGUUGUAAAUGUUGCAACUAAAUCAUGGUCACUGAUGUGAAAUAGUCUGGAUUCAUCUUGUCUUGUGUGUGCUGUAUGCAGUAUGCAAAUCAGUCUUUACGGAUUGCAGACUAGUUAAAUUGACAAUGUAUUAUUACAUCAGCUCUUGAUGUGGUUAAAUACAUUUAAAUUAAGCAAGGUUAACGGCGUUUGUAUUAUGCAGGCCACAUCCGCUGCGGGGAAUCUGUGACGUCAUAUCGAUCAAAGGGGGUUGUUUCAUGCCUUGUGAUCAGUGCUUCGGUCUGGGUAUUCAUUCUACCAUUGUAUGCUUUGCCUAGCUGCAGCAAGUUUUGCGCUUCGAUACACUUUUCCCGACCCACCCACCCAUGUUCAUUCUAAAAGAUUUUAUCUGCUAGCUAGUAUAUGUCAUUUUUAUAUAAUUUUUAAUCUCACAUAAAAUAGGAUGUAUAGACCACUAUACACUGUCGCAGGUAUGCCUUGGCAGAAUUGUCAUUGCUAUCUCCUUUUGCUGCUAAUUUUACUCAUUGUUGCUCUCAUUGUUGCCGCGCAGCUGCUAUGGCAAUACUUCGUACCAUCAAGUCUAGUUGCAGCCUUAAACAUGGUUACGAUCGCCCAGACCAAAUGGAAACCUGAUUUUAGUGUUAUAUAUAAAAAUACUCCUCUUUUAAUUACAAUUUUCUGCUAAUAAAUAUAUAUUUUUGGUCGACGUUAAUAUCUUGCCAGUUCCAUAUUCUUAUUUAAUAAUUAAUACUAUAACGCCUGGGUAUCCCCAUUUGACGAGUAAAAAUGAAAAUGGGGGGGGGGUCAAAGAAAAAUAUUCUAAUAUGCAGGGGGGGGCCAUCAUUAAAUUUCUGCCAUUUAGGGGGGGGGCUUUCAAUUUUAAAAAUUUAGAAAAGAAAAAAUUCCCCUCCCCCUUCCAUAAAUAAUGACCGGUCCCUAACCAAUAUCAACAGUCUUGAAAAAACAAUCUGAAUAGAUUAUUAUAAAACUACACACUAUCAAAGCAAAUCUAUAUAAAAGUACAAUAACCGUAGCUGUCAGGUGUGUAUAGUGUUCAACAGAAUAACUAUAAGUAUAAAGCUGUAGGUACCUAAUACAGUCAGUAUCAGUACAUCCAAUGACCGUGGCUUUCCGAUAUGUACAGUGUUAAACAGACUGACAAUUUAAACAUGAUAACUAUAAUAAGUAUAAAGCUGUCCCCAAUGUAAUAUAUCAAAUGACCGUAGCUGUCCGAUCUAGAGUGUUGAACAGGACAAUUUAAACAUGAUAGCUAUAAGUAUAAAGCUGUAACCAAUACAGUACAUGCUGCAUCAAUGACCGUAGCUGUACGAUGUACAGUGUUGAACAGAAAAAUUUAAACAGAACAACUAUAAAACAGCACCCUUAUUGAUACAACGGUACAGGUAGCUGUCCAAUGGCAGUACAGUGUAAGUAAAUCCAGGUGGUAAUGCUGCCUCAGUGUCCAAUGCUCUUUUUCUUUUUAGACCAUUUAUAAUUGUUACCAAACUGUGAAUAAACAUAAAUAUCUACAUUGAAAAGGGAAUGGCUGCAAAAAUUUCAAUAUCAGUCCCCCACACACCACUGUUCCUCAUGUUGCUUGUGGCUAAAUAAUGAUCUACUGAACUAUUCAUAUAUGGUCUAAGGACAUGUUCUAUACUGUUCAUGUGAUCCACUAUUUUUUGUCUUAAAAUCAUGUGGUAUGUUUGUCUACCGGUUAAAAUAUAUGACAGUGCUCUAAAUAAACAAUCGCCAUCCCCUGUAAUCCGACAGAGUUUCGUUGGAUUAACUAGUGGUUUUGAUGUUGUUUCAUUGCGUCUAUUAAAUAUAAGUGGGACAUUCAUCAAAGAGCAUAAGGACAGCUGAAAUUCUCCUGAUAGAGGAUAAAAAUGAAGCGAUCUAUCGAUACACUGCUGAGACUCGUCCGUGCCAGCUGAUACUAGGCUACAGUGCCAGCGCAGUCAUGUGAAAUAUACAACGGCAAGUCGGCAACGUGACUUUAAUACAAAGAUUUUGUGUCGUGCAUGUUGCUUCGAAUAAGACAAAUAUGUCCUUUGUAUUCCGUGACAGCUAAAACAUGAAUUAUUAAUUUAAAUAACAUGAUUAAAUUUGGUAAACAAAAAACUCUUUCAAUCGACAGAAACUAUGGAAACGGUGUUGAAACGGUGUUGAAACACAGCAACAUCCGUGAGUCAAAAACCCAAAAUAUCAGUAGAGGAAAGCUAGUCGGCACUGUAAGAUCAACCAUGCUGGACGUGUCAAUAGUAUAUGAUGAAUCACAAAUUACAUUCUCUCCAAAAAAAAAGCAGAGAAACAAUUAAAAGUAGAUGAAAAACAAUAGGGCAUCUGAGAAUAAAGUAUAUAGAUGAGGCUGAAGAGAAAGUAGGUGUUGUGUAUGAAAUAGGGGGCUUCUGAAACUUUAUUAGGUACAUUAACAGUAAACGAAACUUUCAAAGUGGAUUUUCUCUUUUUGGCAAUUUGACGUGUGUCAGCAAUACUUGUGACAUUGGUAAUUUUCCAGGUUUUUAUUAUAGAAGCUUGAUAUUUUGCACAUUUAUAGCCUGUACCUUUCUCUAGUGCAUGAAGCUCUUCAAAUUUCGAUAUUUUUCAUUAUUGAUGAAUUAUUCACAAAUUGCAUCAUAAAUAUCUCAAUUAAAAGUACAAAUAAUUAAAAAAUUCCAAUUUUUGACUCUAAAAUUUUUAUUGAAGAAUUUUGGAGAAAUUAAAGAGCUUCAUGCACUAGAUCAGGUUCUAAGCUUUUCAAAAAUAUAUCAGUCAUUAGAUUUCGCUAAUGAGAUAUGAUGUUUGCGCCGCUAGGCAAUUAUGGCCUAAUUAGCGGCCGCCAUAUUGGAUAAUUAGUGUUAUUAGUGACUUUGUGAAAAUUUUUUUGCAUAGGUCAUUUUACAUCACCUAACCCUUUCAGAAAAUAAUGUUUUCACUUUAUUAUCUUUAAAAUUAAAAAACAAAAGUUAAAAGGGGAAGGACUACCUUAUCAAGUCUAUCGCAAGGCACGCACUCAUGGUCGCUUGUUUUCGAAUACAUGCGUAGGUUUAAGUUUUUAACUAAUCCAGGUGUGAUGAAUAGUAUUAGUAUACUGUUGGAAGGUAAUUCUUCAAUUCUUGUCAGGCCAACAGGCCCAUUAACUCAGACUCAGUAAUUAUGGGGAGACGGAUGCGCUUUCCCCGUUGCUUCCAUUUGUUGGCGGGUUGGUCGUUGGGCUUGUCGGCCUGACAAAAAUGGAAGAAUAGCUUUCUAAGGGCAAAGUGAAAGAGUGACGCAAUAAACGCAAAACAGCGUGGCAUUGCCAGGGUUUUUUUCAGGAUUUUCUCUUAGGUCCGUUUUUGCAGAGAAGAUUGAGUUUAGCUGAACAGCUGGGGUGGCUGCACCCCCUCCCCCUACCAGGGGGCUGAUACCUGUACUCAAUAAAUGUAGUUGAGACUGAAUGUGUUAAAGCAGGGGCACUAAGGGACACUAUAAACUGGUUAAAGAUGGCGAAUGCAUAGUUUUUCUUGUGUUGUGAGAUGAAUUCCAGCCAUUUUUCUUAAUUGUCGGGUUUCCAACUGAAAAUGAAUUUCCACACGUCACGAAUUUAACUCAAACAACUUCAUUUUUACUGCACUGAAACUUUGGUGAGAAGACUGAGUUUCAAAACUCAAUUCAAGAUUGAGUUUUUGGGGCCGUUUAACGGCCCUAAAAAAUCCCUGAAAAAAACCCUGAUUGCCUAUGGAACGUGGUAUGCCAAUAAAUGCUGUCAAAGCCAAUUGCUGGAACCAUCACGUACGUAGAUCUACUAUCCAAACGUUUGAUUCAACUGAGUUAUAAAUCGUGUAGUUAACCAACUACACUUAGGGAUUUAACUACAGUCAACUUUAAGUAACUACCUUUGCUAACUGCAGUUAACUGUAAUUAACUACCUUUGUAUAGAACCGGUCCCAGAAAAAUAAGGAACAGAAACUAGCCAGCUGGGCGAGGUACUUUUUUCCCUCGGCCUUUUUUCCCGAGAAAAAGAAGGCAAGCGGAUUUAAAAUUUCAUCAAUGAUCGCAGGCGAGUGAGCACAAAUGCGAGCAGUUAAGGCAGUUAUACCUGCCACGUUUUAGGGGAGUUACUAUUUUUAGACUUUUGUAAUUUUGUAUUCUUUUGUAUUUUAAACUUAACCCUAAUCCUAACCCUAAACUUAACCCUAAUCCUAAACUUAACCUUCCCUAAUCCAAACCCUAAUCCUAACCCUAAAAGUCUAAAAAUAGUAACUCUCCCAGUAAAACGUGACUCAUAAAUUUAAUAAAUAAAUUCAUGAAAAAUAAAUUCAUCAAAAAUAUUGUGAUUGUAUUGCUUGGGAAGAACAAUGAGCCCUGUGAACAAUGAGAACUUCGAAACUUUAUCAGAAAAUAUAUGGGAUUUGCAUAGAAUACAGUAUAUUCCUGACGGGCAUGCCUAUAUUACAUUUCUGUUUUUAGAAACAACGCUAGUGCCACAGUUUUUAAAAUGGAGUCUCAAAAUUUUUUGUACUUAUGCUAAUUCUGACCGGCUAUCUUCAUUUUUUGUAUUUAUGAAGUGCAAUAUAAUUUCAAAUUAACUUACAAAGCGUGGUUAAUUAAAGUCUAUUCUUUGUUAAUUCUGACUCCAGUUGCAAGUUAUGCUAGUUGUAUAUACGUACACUCGAUCAGCAGGCAUGAUGAUCAGACAUCUCAUGUGGUUGUACUUAAUAUUGAUAAGGUACAGCCUAUGGCUGCCCAAAUACUGUUAUUACAUGACUAAAGUGAUUAGCUUAAAACGUAGAUUUGAUUACUAAUUUCAAACUGCAAGCUAAGGUUGCGAACCAUUACAAAAAGCGUGAGGUGGACCAUUCUCGUCCCCAGAGCCAUUUUCACUCGGUCACUCGUUGAAAAGUAGGCUGUGGGUUAGGCGACUAAAGCGAGAGAUCUGAUUGGCUUCUCAGAGAAUUUCUUAUUUCGCAGAAGUUGAGCAGUUUUAGCUAGGAAAAAUUAUUCUAUCAACAUAUGUCAACGCAAAUACUUCGUUUCUUCGUAAUACUUCACUUUGAAAAUUGUUACGGGUGCUAAAGUGUCCCAAUUCAAGACCCCCAAUUAUCGCGUUUAGGUACGGCCCUGAAUAACAUGCAGGAGUGAGUUUUUCAUAGACGAUCAAAAUUGCACGAGUCCGAUGAAGCCUUUCAAAUGACUCAAAAACAGAAGGGUUAGCCAUAUAAAACGCAGGCUUAGCAAGAAAACCAAAUAAUAAUUAGUAGAUUCUAGAUCUUUUCAGUCAAAUUGUUACUUGAAAUAAUGACCAUAUAUAAAGCUAACAAAGUGUCCUAUUUUCAGCUCGGUAAAUGGUGAACUCCCUACCAGGCUCUUUGUAAUAGACUACAGAGCCGUUUUAUCGUCCACCCUGGGGCAGACAGUUUACCUGUCAAUCAUGUUCUCCAUAUUUGGAUUAAUCGCGGGAAUUGUUUACUGGCAAGCGAAGACACCGUUAGAGAUAAUCACCGUCUACUGUGCCUCGUCUAUCCCGAGUCUUCUAUUUCUCGGCUCCCUUCUCCUAAAUCGCAUUAAUAACAGCCUGGAGGUGAUCAGUGGAAAAAAUUGUUUUUAACGAAAAAAAAAGGUUAUUGUAAUGGCGAAGAAGGCAAGAAAAGUGUUCUGUUGCUGGUCAGCGCAGACGUAAUAUUUGAGCAUGCGCGUCAGCGGUCUUUGAUGAAAACACCUGAGCAUUUAAUAUUAUUUCACAGUGUAUAGUUCUCAUUUUAUUCUAUAUAAAUUAAACAUGCAACCAGUGUUGUAACGAGUCACCUAUCGAUCGAGUCACGAGUCGAGUCACUCAAAGGUCGAGUCACGAGUCGAGUCAUUUUAGUUUCUGAUCGAGUCGAGUCGAGUGGCUUCACUCGAGUCAAGUCGAGUCAUUGGUUUAAGUCGAGUCGAGUCAAUAGCUAGACUUAACCAUUCUCGUACCCAGAGCCCUUCUUACGCGCGGUCAACUGAGCACGACGAGGGGCUCUGGCCAAAUCCAUAACCGGAUACCAUAAAAACAUGGUAUCCGGUUAAACACUGCGCAUGCUCAACGUCAAACGCGGAUAAACACUUCGGCUUUCUUGUUUGUUUCGUUUUGAAAGUUUUUCUCCAGGAAAACCCCACAAAAGCGGUAGGUUUCGCUAAUUUUAUUUAUUUAAAUCAAUUAGUAGGUAAGACGUGAUGUUCUCAAUGCAUGUUGAUAAAAUUUAUUAUAUAUUUCCCUCUUAAACGUUGCCAAAGCAGUAAUGGCUACGGAUACGAAGACGAGAGAUUGUCUCACUAUUUUAUAUUCGAUUUUAAGUCGCUGUUGUACAGAUUUUUAGACUUUUUUGUGUUUUAUUAAAAAUCAACAGUCAUACAUAAGACAUACUAUACUGCAAAUAAUUUGAAAAUUGUAAAAAAUCGGUUUCUAGGAAGAAAAUAGUCAUCACAAUUAACUUCAUAUUCUGGCUGGCUUUAAUAUUUUCUCUUCAGAUGGCACGUCAGCUUUGAACAUGUAACACAGAUUUGUUUGAUUAACAUCACUGAUUUGGAAAUACGACGAGCAUCUGCCAUAAAUAUGCUGACUUUUUGCUAUGAGAACAUCACGUCUCAACCUAUUAAUUUCAAUCAACUAAUUGAUUUAAAUAAAUAAAAUUAGCGACAUCUACCGCUUUUGUGGGCGGUUAUCAACAACAAUCUUCCUAACUGCUUCGUACUGCUGUUCUUUCAACUUUAAUAAUGUCUUUUCUCCCAAUUUUCAAAGGGAAACCAACGCUUCGUGGAGCGCUUGUGUAUUUUUAUUCAUAUUUACUAUAAUAAACCAUAUAUUUCGUUGUGGCCAAUCAGAAGCCAGUUUGAUAUGGAUUUGGCCAGAGCCCCUCGUCGGGCUCGGUCGAACGCGCGUAAGAAGGGCUCUGGGUACGAGAAUGGAUCAAGUCCACCUACAUCCUUGUCCCCAGGGCCUCUCGGCCGCGCGCGUCCUCCCUAGGCCCUGGGCCCUAGUUUCUAAAGCGCAUGGUCUUGAAUUGGGACACUUUAGCACCCGUAACACCCGUAACAACCCUAGGCCCUAGUUUCUAAAGCGCAUGGGGUGUAUAUUGGUAUCGUGUUCUGCCCGACGGAUUUCUUUUGAAAGCGAUUGUUUUUACGGUAUGUGAACAUGAAUAUAUGAGUAUACUCCCCCGCAAUUAUCGCGUCUAGGGACGGCC
This is a messenger RNA of Paramuricea clavata, 22765 nucleotides long. NCBI's taxonomy places the organism in Eukaryota, Metazoa, Cnidaria, Anthozoa, Malacalcyonacea, Plexauridae. The record is from the annotation of a GenBank genome assembly.